ACAUAUCCUUUCCAAUUGGGAAUUCUCAGAAGUUGAGCUUCAGGAGGAUGCAAAGUGGAACCUAACCAGGCUGUGGAAGCAGGAAGCUUCUCUAUACAGCCUGAAUUUACUGGCUUGGGAUAUCUCUAGUUCUAGAGUGUUUAGAAAGUUCAUUUGCUGUCAUAUGUAAAGAGAAAGCACCCAAUUCCUUAAUCCAAUCUGAGCAGUAAGGGAAUGAAAAGGAAGGGUACGCUUUCUGCUGGAGUUCUGAGGGUCCUCUCUUCUUCCUCAAUGGGGCUGGGGAGGGGAACCUCCUUUGUGCUUCCUUCUCUCACACAAUGGGAUCCUUAACAAACACAUCUCUUGCCUGUGGUGUAGCAGUCCCUCUUGUUACUGAGAGAGAGCUGAGUGUAGAAUGUGGUGCAGAUACAUGUCAAAAUUCUGCCAUGUUCUUUCCUAACAAUGGUGAGAGCCUCUAGGUCUCAGUUUCUCUGUACAAUGGAGGGGCUCUGGGAAUGGGGAGGUGGGUGUGACUUAUGGAGACUCUUACUCCAGUAUGUGGUGAACAGAAGAAUUUUUGGAGGAACAAGAAUCUCUGAAGGGGUCAGAAAGGGUCUGAGCCCAGAAUUACAUGCUCACUUCAAGAGCCCAUGUUGGUGAAGUAUUUGCCAAGUCCCAGUGUUAGAUUGCCUUCUCUUCCUCCUGCAGAGCUCCAGUUCUGAGCCCUGGCCCUCAGGGUACCCACCCAAAGGCCGGUUCUUUUACCAGGGCCUGACAGCUUCAGAAACUGAGGGAAGAGGAAGGAAAAGGAAGGAGGGCUACAGUGAUUUCAGAGUUGGCCUGGAGGAGGGAGGAGCAUUUCUUUACCUGAAGGUGCCAGCCUCUCCCCUUGUUUGCUCUGAGAUAGUCAGUUUCGCUCCUGCCAGGCACGACAAGGCUACCCGCUGGGUACUACCUUCCCUUCCCCAGACCCCGACACCGAGACAGACCAACGCAUGGCAGGACAGCUGGAGGUGGCCGUGACUGGGCUCCCUGCGGGGCCUUUCCUCUGCUGGGCUCUGCUGGGCUUUGUGUGCCUGAGUGCCCCAGGGAUAGCUGUGGAGGUGAAGGUACCCACUGAGCCCCUGAGCGUGCCCGUGGGCAAGACUGCUGAGUUGAGCUGCAGUUACAGCACAUCAGUGGGAGACAACUUCGCCCUGGAGUGGAGCUUUGUGCAGCCUGGAAAGCCCAUCUCUGCCUCCCAUCCCAUCCUGUACUUCACCAAUGGCCAUCUGUAUCCCACUGGUUCUAAGGCUGAACGGGCCAGUCUACUUCAGAACCCCCCCACAAGAGGGGUGGCCACCCUGAGAUUGACUGAUGUCCGCCCCUCAGAUACUGGAACCUAUCUCUGUCAUGUUAACAAUCCACCAGAUUUCUACACCAAUGGGUUGGGGUUAAUCAACCUUACUGUGCUGGUACCCCCCAGUAACCCCUUAUGCACUCAGAAUGGGCCAACCUUUGUGGGGGGCUCUACUGAACUGAGAUGCUACUCUUCUGAGGGAGCUCCGAAGCCAGUGUACAACUGGGUACGCCUUGGAUCUUCUCCUACACCUUCUCCUGGUAGCAUGGUUCAAGAUGAGGUAUCUGGCCAGCUCAUUCUCACCAAUCUCUCCCUGACCUCCUCGGGCACCUACCGCUGUGUGGCCACCAACCAGAUGGGCAGUUCAUCCUGUGAGCUGACCCUCUCUGUGACCGAUUCCUCCAAAGGUCGAGUGGCUGGAACUCUGAUUGGGGUGCUCCUGGGUGUGUUGCUCCUGUCAGUUGCUGCAUUCUGUUUAAUCAGAUUCCAGAAAGAGAGGAAGAAGAAGCCCAAGGAGACAUAUGGGGGUAGUGAACUUCGGGAGGAUGCCACGGCUCCUGGGAUUUUUGAGCAAUCUUCUAUGAAGGUGGAUUCUAGCAAAGGGCUCCUUGAAAGGUCCCCAUCUACCAGUACUGUGACGACCACGAAGUCCAAGCUCCCUAUGGUUGUCUGACUUCUGAUCCCUGAGGGCAGUGAGGGGGAAGAUCAAUAAUUAAAACCUUUGGGUACCAUAUUGUCUCUUUCUGGCGAAUUUCUCUAGGCGGCCCAAAGAGUAUUACUAGUAAGGGAAGGAUUGGGCUUUAAAUCCCAGAGAUGAUGCUAUAAGCAGGAAGUUUGGUUGCGUCAAAGGGCAGAUUUCAAUCUAAGGGUUUCUCCAUCUCACUUCCUCUCUGCUUUUUGGCUUGAUCAAAAGAGAUUUGUUCAGGCUCCAACCGGUGGCCUUGUGCACCCAAACUCCCUCCCCUCCCGGCACCCUCUGAACACUUGGACAUUCCUCUUUAUUGUUCACAUUCCAACCCAGAACGGUCACAUGCACACACCGAGAUUAAAAACCUUCCGGCCACAACCCCAGGAGCCCGGCGGGGCCGAAGCCGGAAGGGGCAGGGGCGGGGCCGCGGAAGACUCCUCCUACCGAGCCUCCAGGCGCUCGGCGUUUGCGUAAACAGGAGAGCUGGAGAGGCGGCUCUCAGGGUGCGCUGGGGAAAAGGAAGGGAACAUGACAGGCAGGUGCGGGAUAGGGACUUCCCUUCCGAUCAGAGUAAGGGGCAUCCGAAACCAUGUAAACACUUUUCUCCCUUCCUCAUGUCCCAGAUUUAAAGUUCUGAGGCUAGGCUGGGGCGGGAAUCGCACAGAGACGCAGGGCGCCCCCUAUCGCUGCGCACAGAACCAAAGGACUGUUAUUAUUUUUUUAAAUUGAGUGUACUUGGGCGACGCUUAGGGCGCCCUCCGCAGUGCGCGCAGGGAAGCGCACAGAGGCUGCGGAGGCAGAGCUGCAUGCUGGGUGCGGGGAGAGGUGGGCGAGAAGCAAAAGGAGGAGAAUUUGGGAGUGCGGGGUUUGGGGAUCGGAGGGGGAGGAAGGGCGAACAGGGACCACGCUAGACUGGAGGGCUAACUAAAAGGGCACGGACUUGGCGACUCCGCGAGGAAGCCUGCCUGGAAGAAAGAGUCUCUGGGACGCAGGGGGGCUCCAGAAGCUGGCAGGCUGGUGGGGAGGAGGGGAUCACAAACACGGUAGGGAAGUCUUGUCACUGCGAAGGGGACACGGCAUCCAUCUCUCCUUGGGAACUGAGGAAAGAGAAGGUCUGAGAACCUGCCCUCUCCUGGAAUUUACUCUCCCCGUCCCUUCUACCUUUCUGAACUAGGAUACCAGGGCCUGGAGUGCCAGGGGUCCCUAGUCACUCAGACCCCCCCCACCCCCGAGUCAAUGAGCUGAAAUGAGCCCCGAGAAAGAUACGUGAGUGAGACCAGGUGUGUUUAUAGCCCUCGGCCGGGCUUGUGCGGCCAAAUGAGGGUGACUGCGUGUUUGCGUUAAUCCAGGUGUGACCCUGUCGCAGCCUCAGGCUUGUCAAUGUGUCGGAAAACCUGCGGGUGCAGGGUGCACGUUCCCCGGUUGAGAUCCAGGGCGUGGCAGAAGGCAGGGUGGAGAGGGAGAAACAGGAGCAUUGGGAAAGAGGGGCCUCCAGCUCGCAGCGUCCCUCCAGCCAGCCUCACCUGGCUUAGUCUCCGCUGGGGCCGCCGCCCGCGCCUCCCCGGGCGCCCCCAGCUCCGCCGGGUCCCCCAGGACCCGGGCCCUUCCGGCCGUGCUCUCCACUCUUUAUCUUCUUCCGCGCCAUAUGGCCCCGGAAACUCGCCUGGAUUUUGGCAGCGGCUGCAUUGGCACCAGGAUCGUCCAGUGGGAUGUCUAGAAUGUCGUCGUCCGGCUUGGAGCAGGCGCUCUCCUGGGGAGGGAAGGGGAAGGGGUUCUUAUUGGCGGGUCGGGUCGGAGACCCAGAGAGGGUAGGUUAGGACCAGAGUCUCGGGAGAUUGAGAGCAGGACUACUGGGGUAGCAGAUGUGGAAGAGAGGAAAGCCACACUGGUGUGUUUCUCCCUGGGCAACGAAAAGAGGAAGGUUCAGGGCUAUGAUGUGGGCACAGUUGUGCACUCACCUCAGGAAAGAAAUACAUGGUGGGAAGGGGUACAAGAAAUCCAGACAGCCGGAGUGAGCCAAGGGCCCAUUACCUGUGGCCAAUUUAGGGGCGCUGCAGAAUUGAGUGGACUGCGGGUUUGGAGGAGCAAAGUAAACAGGCAUUCCCGGAUGUGGCCACCCAUCCCCCUGCUUUUAACGGCUGCCUCCAGUUCAGAAGGGGCCCUUCCCAGCCUAGCAUUUUCUGGGGAUUGGGUACAUAAGAUUCACCAGGACAGCCUUUUCCUGAGUAGACUGGUACCAGAGCUCAACUGGAAUUAGGGAGAGGAUGGGGCCAAAGCUCAGUGAAUCUGCCUCCCCUCUACCCCCCCCCCCAUAUGGGUUAGAGGCCAAGAGACUGUUUUCCCAUGGACUAUUCACUUUCCCACUGUUCCCCAGGUUGACCUCACAACCUGGAGUCUCAGAAUAAGUGACAGACAAAAUCUAUCACUUAAACAAACAAACAAACAAACAAACAAGGAAAAGAUCAGCAGGAGCAAGAAGCCCUUUCCUUGGUGUGCUCAUUGGAAGAAAGUAAUUAGGACAAUAGCUACCAUUUAUGCAUGUAUGUUGUUCCAGGUGGAAUAAUACAGUGUUUUACAAGCAUUAUUUUAUUUAGCUUUCAAAAAUAAAGCAAUGACAUAUCUUUUUAUUAUUA
This is a messenger RNA of Ictidomys tridecemlineatus (thirteen-lined ground squirrel), 4639 nucleotides long. It is a transcript of the gene Vsig2, whose product is annotated as V-set and immunoglobulin domain containing 2. The record is from RefSeq and is a predicted model, not a curated record. NCBI's taxonomy places the organism in Eukaryota, Metazoa, Chordata, Mammalia, Rodentia, Sciuridae.